UAUUACCCCUCCAUACAAAGAAUGAUUGCAUAAAGUAUAACUUCGUUAACAUGAGGCAGCUGAGUUAAGUUUUUUCUAUAAGUUUGGUAGGAUAUUGAAAGAUUUUUUUGGUUCCUCUUGUCAUUCUUUCCAUCGUCGCAUCUCUGUCACUUAUCUUCGUCUUGACAUCUCCACAUUCACUCUACUGGGAAGUCAGUUGAUAGGCAAUAUCAAGAGGAGGCUUACCAUUUCUACAUACACAAGUUUGAUAUCAAUGGCAGCAGGAAACACAGAUAUGACAGAGCCAACCCUCCCCGAAACUUACAAUGCAUUCUUCUACGGCACUCUCAUGGCCCCCGAAGUUCUCUACCGCGUGAUCUACGGUGCCUCCAAUCAUCCUUCUACUUCUCUAACCAUCACUCCCGCCCUUCUCCAUGACUACUGUCGACACCGUGUUAGAUUCGCUGACUAUCCGGCCAUAAUCUCCGAACCAGGUCAUACUGUCCGUGGUACCUAUGUAACCGGUCUUACGCCCUCCAACAUGCGCAAUCUGGAUUACUUUGAAGGAUCUCAAUAUGAGCGAAAAGUAGUCACUGUAAAGAUCCUGACUCCAAAGGAUAAAGAACAUGUACACGGUGUCAAUGCAAUCAUGGCCGAAGCUGUUGAAACAGGAGAAGAGAAAGAAGCCCAAACAUAUGUCUUUACAGAUUUGGAUGCAUUGGAGAAAGGAGAAUGGGAUUUCGAAUUCUUCAGGAGAGAGAAAUUGAGAAAUUGGGCGGAUGAAAGUGAGGAGUAUGCCGAAGUUGAUGCGAAGGCUGCGAAAAGUAACGAGAGCGAAAUUGGGAUUCAUGAUUUCCUUGAUCAACCAGAUCCUACUGGCGGGCGGGGCAUCAAAACGGAUAUGGGAAAGGAGUUAAAGGAGUUGGCGGAUAAAAAGAGAGAGGAAGAAUGGAUUUUGGAGGAAAAGAAGAGAAUUGCAAGAGAGAGGUCGAAGUGCCAAUGUACUAUCGGAUAAAUGAGCAUUCUUGGUUGGUUUGGGAUUUGGGAAAAUGCACAAAAUUGAAUGUUGGUGCAUUGGGUGUCUAGCAUUUCGUUGUUGGUAGAAGAAUUGUGGUUGUGCAUAGAAGGUAGCUGGUCACCUUCCCUUUUUUUCAGCACUGAAAAUGGAGCACAGGAAGGAUAGAUUUAGAAUUUGCAGGCAAAUGAUACACAUUCAUUGCAUAAUCAAGCACUGGAAAAUACCAAUUUCUUAGUUAUAUCCUCCC
Molecule: messenger RNA, 1244 nt
Organism: Botrytis deweyae
Lineage: Eukaryota; Fungi; Ascomycota; Leotiomycetes; Helotiales; Sclerotiniaceae
Exons: 3
Coding region: 254-994 (246 amino acids)
Source: RefSeq, a predicted model, not a curated record